GGGAGACACAUAAGUUAUAUAAAGUAAAGUAGUUGUAUUGAUGAUUGGUAUAGAGUAAGAGUUAAUAGUCUCAUAAAUAAGUAAGAAUAUUAAGGGAAUUUGGUAAUAUAAAAUAAUUUUGAUAAAAACUAUUGCAAUGGGCAUUUGUAAGAGCAUACCGGUAUCUCCUGAAGACUUACCUACAAUGGAUUCAAGCGGACAUAAACAAUCUGAAACAGUGAUAAAAGAGGAUGCUACUGUUUAUUAUGAUGAGAAUAAAAUCAUAAUUAUAUAAGCACUCUAUAGAGGUCAUAAAGUACGUAAAUCACUUUUGACGACUUUGCAAUCUCCAGAGACUUCAGCACCAACUUAAGUAGAACCUUCUAAAUUUUGUUUUGAUCCUAACUAACUUCAUGAUUAUGAUUAAUCCUCAAUAUUGAUGAAGAAUGGAGCUAUCUAUACAGGAGAAUGGAAAGAUGGAAAGGCAAAUGGAAAAGGUAAAUAUUAAUUGCAAGAUAGGUAGUAUCAUAAUAUUUAUUAUUCUUAGCUAUGUUGAAGGAACAGUAAUAUAUUUAUAAUAUUUCCAUAGUGGACUUCAAAUGAAUUAUAGGGAGAGGCUGUAUAUGUGAAUGGCACUGAAAUGUAUAAAGGAUAAUGGUUAGAUAGUAUGUUCCAUGGAAUAGGCGAGUAUGUUUAUUCUGAUGGUCGCAUUUAUUAAGGUAUCAUAUGACAUAAUAUACUAGGUGAAUGGAGAAAAGGAUUAUAACAUGGAAUGGGUAAAGAGAUAUAUAAAGAUAAAUCUAUUUAUGAAGGGAAAUUUAAGGAGGGCAUGAAGAAUGGACUUGGAAUCAUCAAAUUAUCUGAUGGUUGUAUUUAUGAAGGAGAUUUUGAAAAUGAUUAAUUUCAUGGUUAUGGAAUAUUUGUAUAUAGUCUUUCUUAUUUAUAUAGAUUUGGACAGAUAGGAAUAAGUUUUAUGAAGGUUAAUGGAAAAAUGGAUCUAAACAUGGAAAUGGUACUAUGAAAUGGGGAGAUGGUAUAUUAUCAUUUGUUAUUUAAUUUAUUUUUAAGGUCGAAUUUAUUCUGGUCAAUAUAAAGAAGGACUUAAACAUGGAUAUGGAGAAAUGUAAUACUAGGAUGGUCGUUGUUAUAAAGGAUAAUGGAAAUGUGGAUUGUAAGAUGGAAUUGGAAUUUUUAUAGAUAAAUAAGGAAAAUAAAAAAAAGGGUUUUGGGUUAAAGGAAAACUUAAAUAAUGGCUAUGA
Messenger RNA from Paramecium sonneborni, 1238 nucleotides. Lineage: Eukaryota; Ciliophora; Oligohymenophorea; Peniculida; Parameciidae. The record is from the annotation of a GenBank genome assembly.